This is a messenger RNA of Hypanus sabinus (Atlantic stingray), 6630 nucleotides long. RefSeq names its product NPC1-like 1 (gene npc1l1). Gene Ontology annotation, cellular component: membrane. NCBI's taxonomy places the organism in Eukaryota, Metazoa, Chordata, Chondrichthyes, Myliobatiformes, Dasyatidae. Gene Ontology annotation, molecular function: lipid carrier activity. The record is from RefSeq and is a predicted model, not a curated record. Bases 215 to 4291 code for a protein of 1358 amino acids. The transcript has 20 exons.
UCUUCAUCCUUGAAAUAGCCCUCCGCAUAUCAUACCUGGUUUUCUGGUACAGGCCUGGGUCGCCAGACUUGAAUGCCACAGAUCUAGCCUUCAGCAGAUGACGUACCUCCUGGUUCAUCCACGGCUUUUGGUUUGGGAACGUAGAGAUUACCUGAGAUCUAUUUAACAGAAGCAUAAUUGUCACAUUGUAAAGCAAAAGAGGAAGAAAUCUGAAAUGUUCACAAAGCAGCCAGAUGUCGUAUUACUACUGCUGAUCGGUCACUUGUUCACGCAGGCCAACGGCAGCACCAUUCACCAGGCCGGGUACUGUUCCUUCAGCGAGGACUGCGGCAAGAACCCGGAGGUGGGCAACAACCUUCUCCCGGCCAGGGUGCCCUGUGUGUAUAACGGGCCGGCCCUCCACUUGACAGGAAAUCACCUGUCCAUGCUGAAGCAGGUCUGCCCCAUGCUCUACACCGGGAGCUCUACCCGGGCGUGCUGUAACGUCAAGCAGCUGAAGAUGUUGGAGAAGAGCCUGUCCCUCUCCAAGGCGCUGCUGGUCCGCUGCCCGUCGUGCGUACAGAACUUCAUCAACCUUCACUGCCAGAAUACCUGCAGCCCCAACCAAAGCCUCCACAUUAAUGUCACCAGGACCUUCAUGGCCAACGAGACGGGGCCGCCGCGCCUGGCGGUGCUCGAGUACCGGUGCUUCUACCAGCGGCAGUUCGCGGACGGGACCUUCGACUCGUGCAAGAACGUGCGGAUCCCGGCCACCGGCGGCUACGCCAUCUCGCCCAUGUGUGGCAAGUACGGCGCGGCGCUCUGCACCACCCAGCGCUGGCUCAACUUCCAGGGAGACUCCGGCAACGGGCUGGCCCCCUUCGACAUCGACUUCGUGCUGGUGGCCGCCGACGAGGCGGGGCCCGGCGGCGGCUUCGUGCCCUACGGCGGCCACUUCUGGAGGUGCAACGAGUCCACGGCCAGCGACGGCCAGGCGUGCUCCUGCCAAGACUGCCCAGCCUCCUGCCCACCCAUCCCGACCCCGCCGCCGACCCCCGUCCCCUGGGAGAUCGGAAGCCUCCCCGGCUCCUUGGUGGUCUGCAUCGCCCUCUUCUGCGCGCUGACCGCCCUCUUCGCGGUCUUCCUGACUGUCCGCUGGGCGCUGAGGAGCCGGCUGGCGGGCAAGGCUUCCCCGGCGGCCCCGGGCGACGGGGACUGCGCCUACAAGGUCAGUCAGGUCACCCAAGGGUGGGUGGCCAACGCCUUCAGGCGCUGGGGAACGGCGGUGGCGCGACACCCGCUGCCGGUCAUCGGCGCCUCGGUGGUCGUCGUGGCGGUGCUCUCGGCCGGCCUGACCUACAUCACGCUGACCACCGACCCGGUGCAGCUCUGGUCGGCACCCAACAGCCGCGCCCGGCGGGAGAAAGACUUCCACGAUGCCAACUUCGGCCCCUUCUUCCGCACCAAUCAGAUCAUCAUCACCGUGAGCAACCGCUCGGCCUACACCUACGAGUCGGUGCUGUUCGGCAAAAACAGGUUCUCGGGCAUCUUCUCCAAGGACAUCCUCUUGGAACUGCUGGACUUCCAGACCAGGCUGCAGAACAUCGAGGUGUGGUCCGAAAAGGCCCAGAGGAACAUCAGCCUCAAGGACUUCUGCUUUGCCCCGCUCAACCCUUACUCACCGCGCUCCACCGACUGUGCCGUAAACAGCCUCCUCCAGUACUUCCAGAACAACAGGAGCAGGAUCAACGCCGUGGCCCUGCAGAGCAUAGCCGGGAAGAACGGCACCGUGGACUGGCGGGACCAUUUCCUCUACUGUGUGAACUCCCCUCUGUCAUUCAAGGACAAUACGGAGAUGGGAAUGAGCUGCAUGGCUGAUUAUGGUGCACCCGUCUUUCCAUUCUUGGCUGUUGGUGGAUACUCAGGUGAAGAUUUCUCCCAAGCCCAAGCACUCAUCAUGACAUUCUCUCUAAACAGCUACAGUCGCGAUGAUCCCAGAUUCGAAUUUGCAUUGCUCUGGGAGAAAGAAUACUUAAAAAUUCUACAACAGUACAAGCAGAACAAAUCCAUCAGUUUCAACUUUGUCUACAUGUCAGAGCGCUCCCUGGAAGAUGAGAUCAACAGAACCACAGCACAAGAUAUUCCAAUUUUUGCCAUCAGUUACCUGGUUAUAUUUAUUUACAUUGCCUUGGCCCUUGGGGAGUAUUCCAGCUGGAGGACUAUUAUGAUCGACUCAAAGAUUACGCUCGGGUUGGGCGGAAUUCUUGUGGUGUUGGGAGCUGUCCUCUCGUCCAUGGGCUUUUACGCUUAUAUUGGAGUUCCCUCCUCCCUCAUCGUUCUGGAGGUGGUUCCCUUUCUAGUGCUUGCUGUGGGUGCAGACAAUAUAUUCAUCCUCGUUCUCCAGUAUCAGAGGGACGAGAGGAGAGCAGAAGAACGUCGGGAGGAACAGAUCGGCCGUGUGCUGAGCGAAGUGGCUCCCAGCAUGCUUCUCUGCAGCUUCUCCGAGUCCAUCUGCUUCUUCCUUGGUGCCCUCACCAAGAUGCCAGCGGUGCGCACGUUUGCCCUGUACGCAGCACUGGCUGUGCUCCUCGACUUCCUGCUCCAGAUGUCGGCCUUCGUAGCUCUGUUGUCCCUGGACGCUCGGAGAGAGGAGGCAGCCAGGUUUGACAUAUGUUGCUGCGUACGUUCAAAACAUAGAAAGAAGAAGAAGAAGAGAGAAGGUUUCUUGCUGACCUUAAUGAGAGAGUAUUAUGCCCCUUUCCUACUGCACUCUGUUACAAGGAUUGUUGUGAUGAUUACAUUCCUCUUCAUGCUGUGUGCUGCUAUAUUUUUGAUGUUACAUGUUCGCGUGGGCCUCGACCAGGAGCUGGCUCUGCCAACGGACUCGUACAUGUUGGAUUACUUUGCUGCCCUCAACAAGUAUUUUGAAGUGGGCGUCCCUGUGUACUUCGUCACAACUGCCGGUUACAACUUCUCCACCAUAGCUGGGAUGAACGGAGUCUGCGCCAGCGUGGGAUGUGACAAUAGCUCCUUGGCGCAGAAGAUCCAGUACGCCACGGAGUUCCCCAAAGAGUCCUAUAUAGCCAUCCCUGCUUCCUCGUGGGUGGACGAUUUUAUUGACUGGCUAAACCCCAUGUCACGUUGCUGUAGAACCUUCAUCCUGGGACCCAAUGCUGGCCAAUUCUGCCCAGCUACCAGCACUAAACCGUUUUGUAUAAAGAAAUGCCUCCCACCAAACCUCAGCGGCAUCGUCAGACCAUCCACUGAGAAGUUUAACGAGUUCCUACCCAACUUUCUGAAUGACACCCCCACGCUGGAGUGCUCCAAGGGAGGUUUGGGAGCCUAUGGGAAUGCUGUGAGGAGAGGCGAAGGAGGGGAAAUUUUGGCCUCCAGAUUCAUGGCGUAUCAUGUGCCUCUGAAAAACUCGCUGGAAUACACCGCAGCACUGAAGGCAGCUCGAGUGAUCGCUGACAGUAUCACAGAAACCAUGAGGAAGGUUCCGGGGACAGACCCAAGCUUUGAAGUCUUCCCUUACUCAAUUACCUACGUGUACUACGAACAGUAUCUGACCGUAGUCAAUGAAGGGAUUUUCAAUGUCGGUAUCUGCCUGAUCCCGACUUUCGUGGUGUGCUGCAUCCUGUUGGGAAUGGACAUCCGGUCGGGCUUCCUGAACCUCAUCACUAUAAUCAUGAUCAUCGUGGACACGGUGGGAGCGAUGACCCUGUGGAAUAUCGACUUCAAUGCCGUCUCUCUCAUCAACUUGGUUACGGCUGUGGGCAUGUCCGUGGAGUUUGUCUCUCACCUCACGUGCUCGUUUGCUGUCAGCACCAAGAAGAAUAAAGUGGAACGAGCGAAGGAAGCGACCGCCAACAUGGGCAGUGCGGUGUUUGCUGGCGUUGCCAUGACCAACCUCCCCGGCAUCAUCGUGCUGUACUUUGCAAAGGCGCAGCUCAUCCAGAUCUUCUUCUUCCGUCUGAACCUUGUGAUUACGCUGCUGGGUAUGGCUCACGGCCUCAUCUUCCUCCCUGUUCUCCUCAGCUACUUCGGCCCAAGUGUCAACACUGCAGCACUCCCGCAAGAACAAGCAGACAGUCAGCCUCCAACCAAGGGCCUACACUGCAACUGUUUCUCCUCGGACUUUGGGGACGACGGCCCCAUCAAGGACAAGAAACCCCCACCAACUGCACAGAGCAAUGCAACAGCUGAGCAGGAAGAAGACUCGACUCCAGCACACACAGGAGCCUCUUCAGAAGAAUUCACCCAGUACGAAACACACACGAACUGGACGGGCACCUCGGUCACUUCAUUUUGAAGCCUCUUCGUGUUCUGCCUCUCACACUGAGGAGUUGGGAAUAUCGUAACAGCUGGUCAGCCAACUCUGAAAUUCAUUAGGGUGAAUUCUCCCGAUAGGAUCACAUGGUUUACUGUUUAAACUCCCGGGAGAUACAGUGCCCACCCCCUGCUGGACUGAAUCAAUUGUGUAUUCUGCUGCUCGGUUUCCAGCGACUUGCUUAUGUUUUCUAGCGUCUGCAGAAUCCCUUGUGUUCCUGGAACACAUUCACUCAACAGCGAUUUCCACACUUUUCUUCACAGACCACUCUGAAACUUCAGACCCAUCCCUCUCGAACAUGUGGCACGCAUGGAAGAGCCAAGGAGCAGAAUUAGGCCGUUUGGCCCAUCAAGUCUGCUCUUCCAUUCCAUUAUGGCUGAAUCCCUCUGAACCCCAUUCCCCUGUCAUCUCCCCGUAACCUCUGACACCCUGACUAAUCAGAUUCAUUAAUUUAUCAUAUUGAAACAGUGAAAUGUGUCAUUUGUGUUAAAAAAUCUCAGGGUUGUAUACUGCAUACAUACGUUGAUAAUAAAUAUACUUUGAAUCUUUGAACCAACCUAAUGAUGCGCUGGGCGCAGCCCGCAAACGUCACCACACACUCGGGCACCCACGGUGUUCAGCGGACAACGAAAGCUACAACAGCAAACAAACCCCAUUUACACACACUUUCACAAACCUGCUUUCAAUAUACGCAAUGACUUGGCCUCCCAAGUCACCUGUGGCAAAGAAUUCUACAGAUUCACCACUCGCUGCCUCUGUCUAUCUCUGUUCGAAAGUGACGUCCUUUUAGUUUGAGGCCGGGUCCUCUAACCCUCAGCUCUCCCACUAUAGGAAACAUCCUCUCCACAUCUACUCCGUCGAGGCUUUUCAAUAUUUGAUAGGUUUCAGUGAGAGCCCCCCUCCCCACCAGUCAUGCAGAUUUUUUUAGGUUGUGAGUUGAGGGAAGCUCUCUGUUGGUCAGGGUCGAUCACAAUGUUGUGUCCUAAUUGUCUAUGGGAUACGCAGGCCAGGACGGUACGAUGCAGAGAGGAAGCUGUUGCCCAUGUUGCAAUCACUGCCUCUCCAUGCAGCUAAUAAAUCCAAAGGAACAGCAGAGUCCGAUACAGCUUGGGUACGGUGGAGUUGCCAGUCUGCGUUGAACUCAACGUAGGACUGCCUUAGCAACUCCAGCUCCAGGUUUUUCCCUCGGGGUUUACUCCCAAAGCCUUCCCCAUGAGUGGGUAUGGCUACAAGGCAGCGGAGGUUUCAGAUCAUUUUUCUUCUCCUCGAUUAGCAGCCUUCCAUGGCUGAUGAGCCCCGUCUGCCCGAAGCGACUGGUUUUAAGGCUCCAGCAGCCUGCCUUUGCCCCUUCUCCUGUCAGUAGAAGUCAUUCCACCGGGCUUAGUAGCUAAACCACAUGAGAAGGCCAGGAGCUGGACUUGGUUGUCAGAGGCUAUUUGAUAUGCACACCAUUGGCUAUUUAACAGGUAUUGGGAGCUUAACCCCAUUACCACCCCCAGUUAUAACACCUUAAGGAAUAAAACUUAGCUUGCAUUGUGCAGGGAACAUAACAAUCAAUUUUUGCACAGCCCAGUCACACAUGGCAAUUAAUGCCUAGUUCAUGCUUAUUGGUGUCAGGGAGAUCUCCACUCUUCAGUCAGUGCUUUCUGUUAUUAUUUAUGCCCUCAGCUCGGUCUUUUGGUUUUAAUUGUGCUUUGAAGUGCAUUGCACCCUCCUAACUGUAGAGGGUGCUCCAGUCUGUUGUCUCCUUGGAUACAUGGCAGAUGACGGAAACUGAAGCAACAACCAAAGUGCUGGAGAAGCUCGGCGGGUCAGACAGCAUCUGUGGAAGGAAAUGGGCAGUCAUUGUUUUGGGUUGAUACCCUUUCCAUGCCCGUAUGAAGCAUCUGCACCAGAAAUACUGAGUCCAUUUCUCCCCACGGAGCUGGUGAACUCCUCCAGCCAAUUACAAACACAAGAGUAGCAGCAGGCGACACUUGUGGGCUACCCCCCAGCAUAUUUCAGACUGUGUUGGCCGUUGAUGCAAACGACCCAUUUCACCAGACAUUUCGAUGUAUAUGUGACAAAUCAAGCUAGGCUUAAAAAUGCUGGAAACACCCAGCAGGUGGUGCCAACACCCAUGGAGAGGGAAGCAGUGAAAACAUUUCAGAAUCAGGUUUAAUAUCACUCACUGGCAUAUGUCGUGAAAUGUGCUGUUUUACGGCACAUUUCAGCUGGAUGAUCUUCUCGCAUAUGUCACCUGACCUGCCAAGUUUUUCCAGCACUUGCUGAUUUUAUUUCAGGUUUCCAGCAUCUGCAGGUCUCUGAGAUGUACUCGCUGU